UCCGCAUUCCCCGCAUGUGUAGAACGCAAUCAACAUGGUGCGUUGUGUCGACGGGGAGACGGAAGAGGUGUCACGAAAUAUCAAAGAUAAAUGCGACCCUACUGUUGCGAGUUUACGCUCGAUAACGUCACCAGCGUGAAGAGAGUCACGAAAUUGGUGGCGAGAUAUCGUAAAUGAGCUGUCGUGCCGCUCGAGCCUCCCGAUUACCCUAUUGACCUGGCGAACGACUACGCUUCCGUCUGCGAUCUUAAAAGAGCGAGCGACAUUGAAAAUACGUUCUUACUUCAUUUCCGAGGAUCAGCGGCGAUUUGGUGAUCUCAGAGGAGCGGUCACGUGAUGGUGUCGCUUGGAGGAACGCAAUGCGAGAGAGAAUCAACGUCGGAGAUCACACCUGCAAAAUGGUCGUGUAUGGUAUGCGCGAUGAGUAAUAAUGCAGGUCGAAGUCCUGCGCUGAGAUCGGAGUGAGAUCGGCGAUGUAUGCCGCGGGGACGCAUCACUGGGACAUGCUCGUCUGCUGCUUGUGUCAUUUUUGUUAAGUGACGAGUCAUGCCCGGCGAACCGCCAGCCACAGCUGGAAGUAAAUCCAGUAGCAAAGCAAAGAGGAUUUCCAUACCUCGCGUGCAGAGCAGUACCGACACAGAGCUACAGUCCCAACAGAGCCAAAGUGGCUCGACCCCGUUGCAACCCACUGCGUUGCACUAUGUCACCUUCCGUUCGGAGCUAGAGGACAGCCCGAUCCCACCGGCCCUGCGAUGCCGCUUGUAUGAACUCUUUCAGCAAAUCGAAAAGGAAUUUGAGAUGUUGUACACAGAAAAUCUUGGGUUGCAGGAAAAGAUCGACAUCCUGAAUGAUAAACUUGAAAGGGAGUGCUAUGGAUCGGGUGAGCGCAGUUUACCUCCUGGAGAUCUCACGGAUUAUCCCGAAACGAAAAAUCUGUCUAAGCAGAAAUCAAUGGGUGCAAACUCGGCGCAAAAGAUUAAAGCUUCUCACAAAUUGAAAGCACAGACUAGUAAAAUAGUUUCAAGCUUUAAAACUCCGUCUAUGACUUGCACCAUGCAAAAAGAAUACAUGGGUCACCGAGAUGGUGUAUGGGAAGUGUCCGUAGGCAGAUCAGGCCAAUCCAUUAUAGCAACUGCUUCCGCCGAUCAUACGGCACGUAUAUGGGCAAUUGACAACAGCCGAUGUUUACUGCAAUAUAUCGGUCACAAUGGAUCCGUGAAUUCGGUUCGAUUUCAUCCAAAUAGAGAAUUAGCUUUAUCGGCAAGCGGCGACUGUUCCGCUCACGUGUGGCAGGCGGCCGUCGAUUGGGAUAUGCCGAAAAGAGUGUCGUCAUUAGAAGAAUUACCAGUAGCCGGUUCCGAACGAUCCACUGCUAAUAAUUUAAUUAGUAAUAAUGACGAGCAAGACGAUCCUCCGACUCUAAGGACGCCGAUACGUGAACUUUUAGGUCAUACGAGCGUUGUAAUAGCUGCAGAUUGGCUUUCUGGUGCUGAGCAGUUAGUCACAGCUUCUUGGGACAGAACGGCGAAUUUGUACGACACAGAAACAGGAGAGAUUAUACACACGCUGUGUGGACACGAUCAAGAAUUGACCCACGUAUCAACGCAUCACACGCAAAAAUUGUGCGUCACGUCCAGCAGAGACAAUACAUUCAGACUGUGGGAUUUUAGAGAACCAAUACACUCGGUUUCGGUAUUUCAAGGUCAUACAGAAACAGUAACGUCUGCAGUCUUUACGAGGGAGGAUAAAAUUGUAUCUGGCUCGGAUGACAGAAGUGUAAAAGUAUGGGAAUUGCGUAACAUACGGAGUCCAUUAGCGACAAUACGUGGAGAUAGUGCUGCUAAUAGACUAUCAGUUUCUAGUACCGGGAUAGUGGCAAUACCACAUGACAAUAGACAAAUACGUUUAUUUGAUCUAAGUGGUCAACGUUUGGCGAGGUUACCUAGAACUAGUAGACAGGGCCAUCGUAGAAUGGUGUGCUCUGUUGCUUGGUUGGAAGAUAGCAGUGUGUGUAAUUUAUUUUCUUGUGGUUUCGAUAGACUAGUGUUAGGUUGGAGCGUUCUUCCCGUUAAAGAUGCUUGAACAUCAAAAACUGUGUGGUUUUAUCGGGUAUUUUAUGUCAUGUUAGUGUGAUAUUGGGAAUAUUUAGGUGCAAUUUAGAAAUGGAAGUACAUAUAUAACCAUACAGUAAAAAUCCAGCAAUUAAUCCAAUCAAAGAUCCUCCCCUUCCACUCUUGCAGACAACUGCAAUAAAAAAAAAAACCAAAAUAUAUUGUACGUAUUAUUAAGUAAUUGAUCAAAGAUAAAUUAUAAAUAGAAAAUGUGAAUUUUGAAGUUGCAAUAAAACUAUAAAUGUCUUACGUA
Solenopsis invicta (red fire ant) is the source of this 2364-nucleotide messenger RNA. RefSeq names its product WD repeat-containing protein 37 (gene Wdr37). The record is from RefSeq and is a predicted model, not a curated record. Gene Ontology annotation, molecular function: protein binding. NCBI's taxonomy places the organism in Eukaryota, Metazoa, Arthropoda, Insecta, Hymenoptera, Formicidae. Bases 547 to 2082 code for a protein of 511 amino acids. Gene Ontology annotation, cellular component: preribosome, large subunit precursor. The transcript has 6 exons.